Messenger RNA from Lichtheimia ornata, 1545 nucleotides. RefSeq lists its product as uncharacterized. Gene Ontology annotation, biological process: protein phosphorylation. Lineage: Eukaryota; Fungi; Mucoromycota; Mucoromycetes; Mucorales; Lichtheimiaceae. The coding region runs from base 1 to 1545 and encodes 514 amino acids. The transcript is spliced from 15 exons. Gene Ontology annotation, molecular function: ATP binding; protein kinase activity. The record is from RefSeq and is a predicted model, not a curated record.
AUGAGCCCAUUCCAGAAUACUGCACGACAUACAGCUGAUCCCGAAGAGUUUUAUGCCAAACACGAACGCAUCGGCAAGGGAUCGUUUGGUGAAGUGUUUAAAGGCAUCGACAAGCGAACGCAAAGACCUGUUGCUAUCAAGAUUAUCGAUUUGGAGAGUGCCGAGGACGAGAUUGACGAUAUUCAACAAGAAAUAGCUAUUCUCUCGCAACUUGAUUCACUCUACGUGACAAAGUACCAUGGCUCUUAUCUCAAGGAUAGCUCAUUAUGGAUCGUCAUGGAGUAUUGCUCAGGUGGUUCAUGCAGCGAUCUCAUGAAAUCGGGUCCCAUGAAGGAGGAAUACAUUGCCAUCAUCCUACGUGAAUUGUUGCGUGGUCUCGAAUAUCUACACGGCGAAGGCAAAUUACACAGAGACAUCAAAGCUGCCAACAUCUUGCUUGGUUCCAAUGGUGAAGUGAAAUUGGCUGAUUUUGGUGUGUCUGGACAGCUCACGGCAAGUUUGACAAAGAAAAACACAUUCGUCGGCACACCGUUUUGGAUGGCCCCUGAAGUUAUCAAACAAUCAGGCUAUGAUUACAAGGCCGAUAUUUGGUCCCUUGGUAUCACCGCUAUUGAGCUCGCCAAAGGAGAACCGCCUUAUGCUGAUAUGCAUCCGAUGAAAGUUCUUUUCCUUAUACCCAAGAAUCAACCACCCCAAUUGACAGGAUCUUACAAACAAGCUUUUCGAGAUUUCGUCAAUGCGUGCUUGCAGACCGAUCCAAAGAUGCGACCGACUGCCAAAGAUCUUUUGAAGCACAAGUUCAUCAAAGGCGCCAAGAAGAUUUCUUAUCUCACAGAACUGAUUGAGAACCAUGAACGAUGGGCAUCCAAGCAUGAGACACGAGAAAGUGAUGCUUCAGAAGAUGAAUCAACCAUGGAACCUGCCGACGAUGAUGGAUGGGAUUUUGGUACGGUUCGGCAAUCUUUACCACCCGCACCCAAACCCACAAUGGGUCUUCCAAGCUCAGCAGCCUCAAGUCGUUAUUCGCUUAAUUCAUAUGCUGGUAGCACUACGCAGUCGAUCCUUGGCAAUGAACGUCGUCCACUUCCAGCAUCACCAUCAGGUCAACUAGGUGGUGCACGACCUAUGAGCAAAUCACCUGGUUUAUCUCGUACUAGUGAUUCUCGGAGCUCCAUGUCAAGCAAUACGUUGUACAGUGAAUCUGAUGAUGGAACAAGCCAAAACACUGUUCGUGCAAUUGAUCCCAAGUUCAUGUCUCGCAACGAUAUCCAUCACCAGCAGCAGCAGCACAAUUAUACCCACCACCAACAACUUCCCAGUAGCAGCCCUUCUACUCGAAGCAUGCAUUCGUUAAAGAGUGAAUCGAUUCUACGAGAUGCUGUUGCUCCAGCGCUUAUCAAGCUCCAGAAUGGCACCAGGAGUCAUAAAUCGCAAGCAGCAUUGGAAACACUACGACGAUCAUUUCAACAAGCCGAACGAGAAUGUCCAGGCACAACACAGUAUCUUUUUGAAGAAAUGUACCGUUGCAUGAAGAACAAUGGAUGA